Molecule: messenger RNA, 5517 nt
Organism: Trachemys scripta elegans
Lineage: Eukaryota; Metazoa; Chordata; Testudines; Emydidae
Gene: ELMO2
Product: engulfment and cell motility 2
Exons: 8
Coding region: 4061-4915 (284 amino acids)
Biological process (GO): cell motility; actin filament organization
Source: RefSeq, a predicted model, not a curated record
GGGAAGGUGCUCCCCUGAAGAAAUUACCCACAGGGUAUACAUUCUGUGCCCAAGGGCAGAGAGCCUGGAGUCUGCUUUCUUGUGAUCCAUGAGUGCUGAGACCAGGGUCUGUGCUCUCUUUGGUGAGUUAGGCUCCUUGGGCUGGAGUAGGGUUGUACAGGGUCAGAGGACACAGUGGUAAAAUUGCCUGCACUACAGCUCACCCAGCUGGUACCACCAGUGCUGAAGAGCAGGUAAGAAAUGUCCUUAUGUAGGCAAGGCCAUGGAUGCUAUUGGGGCCUCCUGAGUGAUGUGUGAGUCAGGAGGGAAGCUCUCUUCUGGGGCUACAAGGAUGACAGUGCUUAGCUCUUCUUUAGGUAUGUGUCAGUAUGGAUCCCACUAUAGGGGUGCAUGUAACUCAUGCAUGCAAGCUCAAUCUUUUUCUGAAUAGCAAUGUCUGCUGGGCUCCGUGUUUGCCCUGGGCAAGGGCAUAAAAGGAAAAGAGACCACAGCCCUCCCUUGGUCCCCUCUUGCCACCCAUGGCAGAGACACUAAACCAAAUGAGUGUCUGACUCAUUACUCUUUCUUGAGCUUCAAACUCACUUCAGAUUACUUUAUUCUGUGAAGGAAUUCCUCUUCACUUUCUCGUUAUUAACUUGGACUUGGACAUUAAAAAAAGGGGAAAGGAUAGGGGGAAAUCUGCCUAAAAGCUCCCGUGCACACAACCUGCACAGCACAGUGAGGCACUUCACACACGCUAUAGGUUAAAACCCUGUCCAUUGUGCGACAGUCUCAUGUCCUUAACUGAUGAGCACAACAGAUUCCAUUUCUGCCUUGGGGAAGGGCACAUCUGCAACAAGUGCUCGUUCUGCUGUUCCUUCUCAUCCAGUAUACGAACGUGAAGAGACACGAGGCUCAAGUAACAUCUCUUUGAGUGAUCCAUGAAUGAUGCAUCCAAUCCUGGAGAUGAGAGCUCCACCAAGCUGGAGUCGUUGAGGCUAUCCGCAGAAACUGCUCCACUAACCACAUACCCCUGGUUUCCGUCGGUGCGGAAGAAGUCAUCAAAAAGUGUGCCAAGACCAUUGGUAUCAGCCCCAAGAUCUCCAAGACCAGUCAUAGCACUGGCAUAGAUGGCCUUACUGCUCAACGCUUUAGCACCAACUCCAGGACAAAGAGACCCUGUACCAACAGGCUGGCACGGAUUCCAAGUGCAGCUUGGCGCAUCCAGCAGUUUUAUCCCGAAAAGAGGAUUUGAAACACUCCUCCAAAGACAAAUCUAACCCCUCCAUGACAUUGAGGGCUAGGAGCAAGGUACAGACUAUGAAGACAGCACAGGAGAUAGUUGUACUUUUACAAAUUUUGACACUGAGACUCACACCGGUACCAACAUCCGUGCCAGUCAACAACCCUUUCUGGUACCAAGAUGCACCUUAGAGGUACUGCCAUCAUCUCUGCACUUGGGACAGACACCAGCACUGGAGGCCCCAGCACCAGACAUACCCACAAUGGUACUGCUGUUCACAGAGAUGUAAUGCUCUUCACCAUAUCCAACCCAUUCCUUCUCUUCUACUUCAAGUAGGGAACCCUCUUCCAUCAGAUCAGUGUAAGGAUCUGUGGGACUAGAACCCAGGUCUGUAGAGCUCAGGGCUGCAGUUCCUACAUCAUCACCAGGGAGCCAUCCAGAGCCCCAUCCAAGGAGCAUUGUGGGGAUUAGAACUGCCCACUGGGUCCAGAGCAGCAAUACCCUGAAGCCUUUUGAUUGGCCCAUGCUCACUAUUUAACCCUAGAGGGUGCCCCAGGAAGUUGUUUAGACAACCACACAGACCUCUGGCCUGCUGCAACUCCAGACCUCCCCUAGCUUUCUGAUCUCCAGUUUCCUAACUCAGCCUGACUCUGACCUUUACUUUUGUCUGUUGAUCCCAUCUCUAGCGAUUGCUCCUAUCCCUGCUCACUGACUACUCCCUCGUGGCCAUGCUUGACUGUGUGGACACCAGUCCAGCCAUAACCGCUAGGUCAAACCACUUACGCCUCUGUCUCUUACUCUCAGAAAAGGAUCUUAGAGGGAGUUCCAGUAACAUUCCUUACCAGGCACUGAUGCAUGACUGUAGUUGACCAGUCCACUGCCAAUCUGGCCAGUACCCUUAUAAUCUGCACCUUGACCAUACUGGCCCUCCUGGAGCCAUCCACAGUCCAGGAGCAGACCCCUGUUGCAUGUGUAGAGGAAAAGGAUGACAUCUCAAUCACCACUGGGUCAAUGGCCAAGCCCUCCCCUCACCAGAACUAGGGGAAGCCCUUCAUGAGCAAGGCAAGGCAGCUUGAGAGAUGCUCCAAUUGUCCUCCCCACUAAAGGGGUCUUCAUUUUCUCCUAAUGAGGUGCUUGCUUCAGCCCAGACACCAACCAUUGUUGACUUUAGAGCCUUCCAAGACGUGCUCUCCAGGAUAGCUGAAACAUCAGCUAUUGAGAUAAGUGAUGCAAGAGAACAUGCACAAGCUGUUUGACUUUUUGAGCUCCUCAGUGCCAUCAAGGAUUGCCCUCCUGAUUUAAUGAGGGCAUACUGGAUCCAGCAAAGGGACUGUGGCAUGCCCCAGUCUCGCUUUCCCUGCUUGGAACUAAGAAGAAAAGCACUACCAAAUACUGUUCAAGAGCUUUGAACAUUUUUACAUGCAUCCAGCACCAGGGUUGCUAGUAGUAUCUGUUGUUCAGGAGAAAAGACCAGAUUCACCAAGGAACUCCUAAAGAUAAGGACCCCAGGAAAUUAGUCAGAUGGCACAUUCAUCUGCCUCCCUCCCGGUGUGUAUCAUGAACUAUAAGAUCUUGUUCAUGAAAAGAGUUUUUUAUGGGGGAAAGAGUGUGAUUGUUCCACCCCCUUCCUAUUUUGUCUCCCACAGGAAUGCAGAGAAGAGCUCAAAGAAACCAUCAGAGGUCCAGAUGAUAGCAAAAAACAGCGCUACAAGUAGCAAUGGACAAGUCUGGUAUGGUUGCUAGAUCCAUGACUAUGGCAAUCACAAUGCACCAGGAUUCCUGGUUACAGGCACCUGUUCAGCAACCAGAUAGCUGAGGCACUCCCAUUCCCUCAAAGCUUCAAGGACAGUGCUGAGGUCCCUAGGGAUCUACAUCCCUGCACCAUAUCAAAGCUCUUCCAACAUCAGACCCUGCAAAGGCAAAGAACACCAUCCUGUUGCCAGGUACCAACCAGAUACGCAUCCAGAAAGCAGGCCUGUAACUCCAGGAGCGCCUGUCAUCUUCCUCUGUCAUGCAGCAGGUUUGAUGGGGGUGUUGAGAACCACAUCAAGACCAUCCCAGAGCUGACCUUGAGAAACCACCUCACCCACUUCCAUCUGGUGUGGUCAGGAAUUAUACCAGCAAAUGAGUGCUGGGUGUGCCCCAUGUAAUUCUUUUCCUUGCCUCCUACCCACUCUCCUUCCCUGUCCAUCUUCAUGGACCCCUCACAAGAGCCUGUUACAAAAAAGUGGCCUUAUUGCUUCAUCUAGGAUCCAUAGGACAGGCUGUGGACUGGUUUCUGGCUCUUGACUUUUAGGAAAUGUACUUCCACACAGCAAUCCACCUGGGCCACAGAAGUACCUGAGAUUUACAGUAGAGACCAAUCACUGCAAGUACAAAGUAUUGCCUUUCAGGUUCUUCACAACACCAAGAGUCUACAAAAUGUGUUGCCACAAUGGUGGCACACCUAAGAGGGCAACUUUGACUAGAUGACUGGCUGAUCAGAGGCAGAUCCUAUCAGGAAGCUCUGACCAGCCUUAGUUGUGCUCUUUCCCUGUUUGCGCAGCUGGGCCUCCUGGUGAAUUACAAGAAAUUGUCUUUUAUCCCAUCACAGAUUAUAGUUUAUACGGGCCAGGAUAGAUUCCAUGACAGCAAAGGCUAACCUGCCAGAAGACAGAUUCCUCUUUUUCUAGUUAGCACUGAACAGAGUGAAAUCACAACCAGCUAUGAUGGUACAGAUUUAUCUUGCAUUAUUAGACUAUAUGUCCCUGUGAACAUACCUGAUGCUGCUUGCCAGAAUUCAUCUGAAGCCUCUACAAUUCUGGCUCAGCCAAUGAGGGCCGGAACGACUACCACCCCAUGUUCUUUACCCAUGACCGAGCAUUUGAGGAGCUCUUUGCCAUCUGCAUCCAGCUGCUAAACAAGACCUGGAAGGAGAUGAGAGCAACGGCAGAGGAUUUCAACAAGGUGAUGCAGGUUGUACGUGAGCAGAUCACCCGGGCUCUGCCCUCCAAACCCAACUCCUUGGACCAGUUCAAGAGCAAGCUGCGCAGCCUAAGCUACUCUGAGAUCCUGCGACUGCGCCAGUCGGAGAGAAUGAGCCAAGAUGACUUUCAGUCACCACCCAUUGUGGAGCUGAGAGAGAAAAUCCAGCCUGAGAUCCUGGAGCUGAUAAAACAGCAGCGUCUGAACCGGCUUUGCGAGGGAAGCAGCUUCAGAAAAAUUGGGAAUCGCAGGAGACAAGAGAGAUUCUGGUACUGUCGUCUGGCCUUGAACCACAAGGUUCUACACUACGGAGACCUGGAAGACAAUGCCCAGGGCGAAGUGACCUUCGAGUCGCUGCAGGAAAAAAUUCCUGUAGCAGACAUCAAGGCCGUCGUCACAGGGAAGGACUGUCCACACAUGAAGGAGAAAAGUGCACUGAAGCAGAACAAGGAAGUGUUGGAAUUGGCCUUCUCGAUAUUGUAUGAUCCUGAUGAGACACUGAACUUCAUUGCACCUAAUAAGUAUGAGUACUGUAUCUGGAUCGAUGGACUCAAUGCCCUCCUCGGGAAGGACAUGUCCAGUGAGCUAACCAAGAGUGACCUGGACACGCUGCUGAGCAUGGAAAUGAAGCUGAGACUCCUGGACCUGGAGAAUAUCCAGAUCCCUGAGGCCCCACCACCCAUCCCCAAGGAGCCCAGCAGCUACGACUUUGUCUAUCACUACGGUUGACACAGGCAGAACUGGACAGGGACAGGGAGGAAGGGACAGCUACUGCUGAAAAGAGCCUCAGAACCCUGGAGCUUGUUCUGAGAUUGACAUCAUGUUCUUUGUUUGUACAGGACCAGUUCUGAACAUGGCAACCAUUGAUCACUAAUCUCUCUAUGCCCCAGCCAUUCCAGUAGGCCUGCAGCUUCGUGUUUCACCACCUCGUUAUGGGGUGAGAGUCAUGAUGCUGGGGUGCCAUAUGGGGGAGGCACCCCAUUCUCUCAACAGCAACACUGCAUGGCACUGGGUGAGGAAUAUGCCUAGCAAGAGGAGGAGCUUCUGCCCUGGCCACAGGGUUGCCAUCCACCCUUGUAUCCCAGAACUGUUGAGUCUCCGUUUAAUCCCACCACCUACCAGAAAACACAAUAAAACCAUUGAGUGACUGACAGCUGCUGCAGCAGAAAAUGGUGCAAAGAGGGAGUCCCUUGGUCACUACAGGAGUGACACUGGUGCCUGAGGGAUGAGAGCAGAAGCCAAUGAACAGUUGGGGAUCAGCAUCCCCCAGUAACUCAUUAUUGUCUGAUUUUAUAUGAAUUACUAUAAUAUAAAUAAUAAUCCUUACCAUA